Molecule: messenger RNA, 1371 nt
Organism: Anisakis simplex (herring worm)
Lineage: Eukaryota; Metazoa; Nematoda; Chromadorea; Rhabditida; Anisakidae
Source: the annotation of a GenBank genome assembly
GAAGGGCACAACGGAUGGACAAUGGUGUGGUACAAAGAGGAUGGGGAACUGAAUGCGGAUGCUUCUCUCACUGAACUUUCGGAGCAUGACACUAAAGGCCGCAAGGGAAUGUUAUUGACGAUACCGAAAACGAAGUCUUCAGAUGAGGGUAACUAUGUGUGUUUGAUAUCAAACCCUCAACUUGGUCAUGUGGUUAUUUCCACGCCUGCAAUCCUUUUUGUCGAGCACUCGAGUGAACGACCCAUAAUCGAUCCGCCGGAACAAACGGCAAACGAAGGUGAACCGGUCAGAUUCAGAUGCUAUGUACCAGGUGAACGUAACGCUAGAUUGAGAUGGAGUUAUGAUCGUCCUGAUGGUGCGUUACCACCAUACGUACAAGACGAUCACGGCGUAUUGACAAUUCAACGUGCAGAUCAAUCGCAUCAUGGAGAGUAUUAUUGCACAUACGAUGCUCCACAAGGAUCGUUGCAUUCUGAACCGGCCAGACUGAAUGUCGUCUCGAGGCCUGGUGCUCCACCACGUCCUGAAGCAAGUCCGACUGAUCAAACAGUUGGCGUUGGUGAACCGGCACGCUUCCAUUGUGAUCCGAACAGUGAAACGCCGGCUCGUGUCACCUGGGGCUAUAGAGAGCCGAAUGGUCCGUUGAGAGGUGAUGUUGUUCAAGAAGGAGAUGAUAUUAUCGUAAGAUCGGCAGAUGAGUCGAAUGCUGGUGAAUACAUCUGUACGGCUACGAACGAGUUUGGAUCAGCUGAUGCGGCACCUGUACGACUUCAUGUUAGCGAAAAUGAAGAACCACCAACCGCGCGUGUGGUGCCUCGCGUAUGGAACGGUAAACCAGGAGAUCGUCAUCAGUUCCGUUGCAUUGCUAGCGGCGUACCACAACCCGAGAUCACAUGGUCUGGUCCUGAGGGUGGACCACUACCUGAUGAGGUGAACGAUAUCGGUGGAGGUGUGCUGGACUUUUCGAAUGGACGUGUCGACCUGAACGGUGAUUACACGUGUACGGCUGUGAACAUUCUUGGCGAGGCAUCAGAUCAUGGAUCUGUGAAUAUUGGACCAUCACUUACUGUCAGAACCACUCCACCGGGUCCAAGGAUUGUGCUGACUGCUGGCGAACCACUCGAAGUAAAAUGCGAAGCAUUCGGUGAACCGACACCUGAAGUUGAAUGGCUGCAUGAUCCGGGACCAGAACGUGGUGAUUUGCCAGAUGAUUUCAAGCCAGUCACCAUAUCCGAGAUGUUCAUCAGACAUCCGGCCGUCGGCACUGGUAAUGCAGGCGUAUACACUUGCAAGGGUAGCAAUAGUCAAGCGUCUGCAACGAAGGAUAUCCAUGUCGAAGGUAGCAUUGACAAACAGCACUUAAUUUCAUGA